Orbilia oligospora ATCC 24927 is the source of this 819-nucleotide messenger RNA. RefSeq lists its product as uncharacterized. Gene Ontology annotation, cellular component: cytosolic small ribosomal subunit. The transcript has 6 exons. The record is from RefSeq and is a predicted model, not a curated record. Bases 1 to 819 code for a protein of 272 amino acids. NCBI's taxonomy places the organism in Eukaryota, Fungi, Ascomycota, Orbiliomycetes, Orbiliales, Orbiliaceae. Gene Ontology annotation, molecular function: structural constituent of ribosome; RNA binding.
AUGAUCUUAGACGGAGGAGGACCGGGGCCUGGGCGAGGUGGCGAUGACUUGAUGUUGAAUCUUGCCAAAAGGAGGCUGAGAUUAUUGCUAGUUGUGUUGAGGGCACAAACCCCUUCCGCCAAAUCGAAAAUUGGAAGUGUCUUGGCGGCAGAGUUGUGUGUGCAAACGAGGAUAGUCGAAAGCAAGCAGCAGCAACUUCAACAUCGACAUCAUCAAAUCCUGCCAAUCGUCGAAACGACACCCGAACUCUCCGACCUUCCCGAACUCAUAGUCGACACGGUUCCAUACCCAGCCAUUCAAGAUUUAGUUAAAGGUGGAAGUGCUGAUGAUGAUGGUCAAUGCAGGCUUAUUCCAAAGGCGGAUCGCAAGAAGAUUCACGAGUACCUCUUCCGAGAGGGUGUGAUGGUCGCUAAGAAGGACUACAACCUUCCUAAGCACACUGAGCUCGACGUCAAGAACCUCUUUGUCAUCAAGGCUUGCCAGUCGCUCACCUCCCGUGGCUACCUCAAGACCCAGUUCUCCUGGCAAUACUACUACUACACCCUCACCCCAGCUGGUCUCGACUACCUCCGUGAAUGGCUACACCUCCCAAGCGAGAUUGUUCCAGCUACCCACGUUAAGCAGCAGCGAAGCACCGCUCCACCACGCGGAAUGAUGGGUGGUGAUGACCGACGAGAGAGGAGAGGUGGUGACCGUGGUGACCGUGACGGUUACCGAAGACGGGACAAGGAGGGUGGUGCUCCAGGUGAAUUCAAGCCAGAAUUCCGUGGCGGAUUCGGCCGUGGACGUGGUGGUGCUCCCCCAGCAGCUACCCAGUAA